This is a messenger RNA of Abrus precatorius (Indian licorice), 3131 nucleotides long. RefSeq lists its product as uncharacterized. NCBI's taxonomy places the organism in Eukaryota, Viridiplantae, Streptophyta, Magnoliopsida, Fabales, Fabaceae. Bases 63 to 881 code for a protein of 272 amino acids. The transcript is spliced from 2 exons. The record is from RefSeq and is a predicted model, not a curated record.
CCACCUCAGACCUUAGCAUAUCUUACCAUUUUGGCACAACCCCAUCAUCAUCAUCAUCAUCCAUGGACUGGUUCUCAUGGCUAUCCAGAACAAGUCUUGAGCCUUCUCUCAUCUAUGACUAUGGCCUCACCUUUGCACGCAAUGAGCUUCAAUUGGAAGAUGCUGACUACUUCAACCAUGAGUUUCUUCAGAGCAUGGGCAUCUCAAUUGCCAAACACAGGCUAGAGAUUCUCAAGCUUGUGAAGAAGGAAGAAGGAUCAACACGUCCCAAGAAGCUAUCUGGGGUCAUCAAGAAGUGUAUAAGGAAGUGCAUGAACAAGUUGGUUUUUCGUGAAUAUGAUCAUCCAAAGGACAUGCCCAUGCCUGUGUCAGUGCCGCCACCACCUGAGACAAAUUGGUAUCAAGGGAAAUGGAAAGGGGCUAUUGUGAAGAAUCAGGGAAGUGAAGAUUUUAAAGAAGAGAAACCUUUUCCUUUGCCCCCAAUGUAUAGAAGCAAGACCAUUGCACUUUCAGGACCUUUGGAUGGUAGAAUGCAUGAGAAAAUGGUCAACAACAAGGCCUUGAAGUUAUCUGGGCCUCUUGAUGGAAGGAUGAAUGAGAGAAUGAUAAACAUAAAUAGAAGCCCUUUAUUGUCUAGGCCCAUGGAUGGAAGGUUCAUAGCGACAACAAAGAGUCCAAGAGCAUCAGGGCCAUUGGAUGCAAGACUUAUGGUUGAGAAUAGGAGUCCAAGACUUUCAAGGCCUUUGGAUUCAUCAAGGACUGAAACUGAGAGCCCAAUGGGCUACAGUCCUUAUAACAAGCCCAAAGCUGAUUUUGAUUUUGAUUAUGAUGACGAUCACACGCUAUGGCCUACACUGUUUCAAGAUCUGAAACCAACUUGAUUACUUUUUGGGGUUUCUUCUUUUAGGUGUGCGCUUGAAUGGUUGGUGGCUUGAUGUUUGAGGUACCCUGCAAGAACCCCCAGAAUAAAGCAUUUGGUAAACGGGCUUAAUUCUUUUAGUCAAGAUAAUGCUUGCGAUGAUGCCCGCAACACACACACCAGCCAAAGUUAAAAAGGUGAGCUUGAAACAAUUUGGACCCACACACGAAACAGUUGAAGCAAUGAGGCCUGCACCAUGCUGCUUCGCUGCCUCAUUAUCAUAUAUGUGCCCUGCUAGAAGGGCUGAGAAAAGUAAUGCGCCAAGUGGAUUCCCCAAAGACAUGAAGUUGAACAAUAAGCCGAAGUGCUUCAACCCAAAAAGCUCUGAAACAGUGGGAAUCACAAUGGAAAAUUGCACGCCAUAGCAGACACCAAGAACUGCAAUUGAAAGAUAAAGUGUUCCAUUGAUAGCAUAGGCAAACAGAAGGUACAAGAUGAUCAUAAUCACUUGCGUGCAUGUCAUCCAAAUUGUCCGUGGCAUCGUUUUCGUCCUGCAAAUAGUCAAAACAUUUUGUAUAUCACUUCAUUUUAAAAUAAUUAAAAUAAACCAUAAAUUGUAAGAUACUUGAGUAACGUCCCAUUAGAAAGUGAAUGAUAAAAUUUUUACAAGACCCCACUAUGAUUAGUCGUAAGAUACUAAGUUCCAGUAAUUAUAUUUGUAUCUUCCUCUAACGUUCCAUAUCCUCUACAUAACACAAUUUAAAUCCCAUUUCAUCACACUUGCUCUACUUUUAUACUGCCAAACAAAGAAAGUAUAGGAGCAACCAUUGUAGUGAGCAAAUAACAAAGUUCUGGUCAAAAGUAGCAUGGCAUCUAAUUAUUCGAAAUCAUUACAAUGAAACCUUAAGAUUAAUUGAUGGACUGAACAUUAAUUGAUGUCACUUACCUGACAAAAUGCUCUGAAACAACUCCUCCACCAAGCCGACCCACAAAAUUAAAAAAGCUGAAAAGUGAAAGCAAGAUAGUAGUAUCUUCCGCACCACGAGCAAUACCAAUUUGAGCCAGAUUAUUAAGAACAGUAACCCCAGUUCCAACACCAACAAAGUAAACAAAAAACAGCAGCCAGUAAUCAGCCUUUACAACAGCCUCAGUAAACUUAAAAUUUUCCCCUCGUUUAGGCCUUCUCUCCUUCCUCACUGCUCCUUCACCCUCAGCCAGAAGCAUAGCCACCUCAGAAGAACCAUCCGCAUCAUUAAAAUUUCCAAGGGCAUUAGCUAAUGGAGAUGAUAACAGGGGCUGUAUGUUGUCAUUGCCACCUUCGGAUUCAGAGGCUUUUAGUGUCAUCUUUAUUGGGACAGCAAGUGGAGUCAUAAGAAGGAGAGCCAUCACAGCCAACAAAAUAUAUGACACACUAUCACUCACAGAGAGAAAGUCACCUAGUAAUGUUGUUACGAGGAUAUAUAUACCCAAGGCCACACUAGAACCUUGGAUAAAAAGAAAUUGCUCUUUAUGUGAAGAAUCUUCACCCAAAGCUGGAGUACAAGGCCGAACAAGAAACAUUGUACUGAAGCAUAAAACAGGAAUACCAAUGGCAAGGAACAAGAGGAACUUGGGAGAAGAAUUAUGAAGAACAACACUGUAAAUCUCGGUAAAAACCGCAGCACUAAGGCCCGCAUAACCCUUCAGGAUUCCUGCAACUGUGCCUCUACUGACAGGGAAAUUUCUCAUGUUGGUUACAAGAACAGCAGUGGAUAACCAUGCACAACUGUUGGUGGCAAUAGCAAGGGCAAGCCAUAGCUGCAACACCAUAGAAUUUGAAAGAGAUGAUAAUUAAUUAGACCUUUUCAAUACGAAGCACAAAUGCCAUGAAAAUUUUGAUCUUUUCAUGCACAAAUUACUAUAUAUGGCAAUCAUUACAAUGAAUCUAAUAAUAAUGCAAUAAAAUUACAAAUUUUAUUGAUAAAUGAAAAAAGAAAAAAGAAAGAAAGGAGAUAUUCUCCAUUUCAGACAAGUUGAUGCCACGAUUAUUACUGACUAAUAAUAUGACAUGAUUCCCAAAACUUGACAUAAAGAUUCUGUUUGAGAAAUAAAGAAUAACCAACAACCAUCAUAAACAGACUUAAGUGAAGUUAGUUAGUUAGUUAGUUGGUUAGUUAGCCAUCAUCGGAGAAAAAGAGACAGUGAGUGAUGUGAAAGACAAAGAAACAAACCAAGAAGUAAGGAGGCGAGGAAAUAGUUUGAGAGAUUGCAAGCCAAAGAAAACCGAAACCAA